GCGAAAAAACGGGGGCUCGUCAAAGUUAACCUAACCUGACCUGUUGUUUGUGCAUAUUUCGUGUUACAAUAAAAAUAGGCGUCUGUAUAAAAGACUUGUAGUUAGCGAGCAAUAAUAACGAUGGAGGGGUUUGAUCGGCCAGAUACAUUCUUUGUGGAACAUUUUUCGACCGAAGAACCGGACGAUGGAAAGCAGCUAAAAUUAAAACAGUGCAAACAGAAGUUCAAGGAGUUUAUCCGGCAAUUUCACGAGGGCAAUUUUAACUACAAAUAUCGGGAUGCCUUGAAACGGAACUAUAAUUUGGGUCGGUAUUGGGUCGAAGUGAAUCUCGAGGACUUGGCUGCAUUCGAUGAAUCCCUCGCAGAGAAAAUAUAUAAACAGCCCCUUGAUUAUUUACCAGUUUUCGAGGAGGCUGCCACUGAUGUUGCUGACGAACUCACCGCACCUAGACCUCAGGAUGAAGAAAAGGUCGAGGACAUUCAGGUUCUCCUUUCAUCCGAUGCAAACGCUACUCCUUUCAGGGGGAUGAAGCACGAUGUUGUCUCCAAGCUCGUUAAAGUACCUGGAAUCGUAAUAUCUGCAUCAGGAAUCAGGGCAAAGGCGACAAGAAUCGCGAUACAAUGUCGAACCUGCAGAAACGUCGUGCCUGACAUAGCCAUUCAACCAGGCUUUGAGGGUUACCAAAUGCCACGGAAAUGCAACACUCAGCAGACAGGAACAGCCUUAAAGUGCCCGUUGGAUCCGUACUUCAUAAUACCAGAUAAGUGCCGAUGCGUCGACUUCCAGGUGCUAAAGCUGCAAGAAUUACCGGACAAUAUUCCCCAGGGUGAAGUGCCCAGGCACUUGCAGCUCUAUUGCGACCGCUAUUUGUGCGAAAGAGUUGUGCCAGGAAACAGAGUCCUCAUACUCGGCAUUUAUUCGAUAAAGAAAAUCGAUAAGACUGGAGGACGACGCGAAACAAGGAACAAGGCAGCAGUAGGCGUUCGAGCGCCGUAUAUCAGAGUCGUGGGGAUUUCCGUGGACGGUGACAACACUGGAAGUGGUACGCAAGCGCCGUUUACCGCGGCCGAGGAGGACGUGUUUCGCCGUCUGGCUGCCGAUCCUGAAAUCUAUGAUAGGAUAUCUAGAAGCAUUGCGCCGAGCAUUUUCGGCGCUGAGGACAUGAAGAAGGCCAUCGGCUGUCUGCUCUUCGGCGGCUCGAGAAAGAAAAUGCCCGACGGCUUGUGCCGCAGGGGCGACAUCAACAUUCUCAUGCUCGGCGAUCCUGGAACGGCCAAAUCCCAGCUCCUAAAAUUCGUUGAACGCGUUGCUCCCGUUGCCGUUUACACUUCAGGAAAGGGUAGUUCGGCCGCAGGUCUCACCGCGUCCGUUACGCGCGAUCCAUCGACGAGAAAUUUCGUCAUGGAAGGUGGAGCAAUGGUGUUGGCCGAUGGUGGAGUCGUCUGUAUAGACGAGUUCGAUAAGAUGAAGGAGGAUGACAGAGUCGCGAUUCACGAGGCGAUGGAACAGCAAACAAUAUCGAUAGCGAAAGCUGGGAUAACGACGACCCUGAAUUCGCGAUGCUCGGUUCUUGCCGCAGCCAAUUCGAUAUUUGGCAGAUGGGAUGACACCAAGGGCGAGGAGAACAUCGACUUCAUGCCUACCAUAUUGUCCAGAUUCGACAUGAUCUUUAUUGUCAAAGAUGAACACGAUCAGGCCAAGGAUAUCACACUGGCUAAGCACGUGAUGAAAAUACACACCAACGCCGGUCAGAUCACCGAGCAACAAGCUGACGGCGAAUUAUCAUUGAACCUAAUCAAGAAAUACAUUCAUUACUGCCGAACGAAAUGCGGCCCAAGAAUAAGCAAGGAAGCUGGCGAGAAGUUGAAGAAUCGUUAUGUUAUGAUGCGCAGCGGUACUAGGGAGCACGAAAAAGACACCGAAAAGCGACCGUCCAUACCAAUAACCGUUCGUCAGCUCGAAGCCAUCAUCAGAAUAACAGAAUCACUUGCUAAAAUGAGGCUACAGUCGUUUGCCACCGAAAAUCACGUCAACGAGGCCCUCAGGCUCUUUCAAGUGUCGACGCUGGAUGCUGCCAUGAGCGGAUCUUUGGAUGGAGCGGAAGGCUUUACAACGGACGAGGAGCACGAGAUGUUGACGCAGAUUGAGAAACAACUGAAACGGCGUUUCGCUAUUGGAUCUCAAGUGUCUGAGCAGAAUAUCGUUGCCGAUUUCACCAAACAAAAAUAUCCCGAACGCGCAAUCUACAAAGUUAUUCACACGAUGAUAAGACGCGGCGAACUACAGCAUCGCAUGCAGCGAAAAAUGCUCUACAGGCUUUCUUAAACUACACGCCAUUAGAGAGAUGCACACAGGUGAGACGGGGUCCGUGUUUAGAUCCAGCUUGUAAAAACCGUCUGGAUCAAUCGUCGGAGCGUAUCCAUUGGGGUCCUUAACAAAUGCAAAUGGCAUGUGGAUCAAGUACAUGUCUAAGUAAUCAAGUUGUAGCUUUUCCAAUGACAAUUUCAUGAACUUCUCAACGUCGCCUGGUCUGUUUCCGUAAUGGGGGAGCUACAAAAUAAUUUCAAACUAUGGAAAUAUCGUAGUGGCGUAGCCGCAGACGUCCAUGAAUGUCCCGUACUCCGUAUGUAUUUUCUUUUCUAUACUGAAUGAUAUCUUGUACUUCAUAAAAAAAAUUAAUCCGAGUAUUCAAUAAACGAAAUAAGAUACUCAAGAGAUUCACACUUUUGACGUAAUGAAGAGAUCGCGACGUUGACCGCCCUUGUCAAACCAUUUUUUCAAGCUUCGUCCAAUGGCCUCUUCAUUAUUGUAAUUGAAAGCCGUGUCGAUAUGCCUGUACCCGUUUUCCAGCGCGGCUUCGACGGCCUUUUCAAUUUCCUCGGGCCCUGACUGAAAUAUAAAUAUUUUUCGGGACUGUUAUCAAAUUUUAUGAAAUGAUCAAUUGACGAUCUUUAAUGUUUGUAGACCACGUGUCGCAAAAUUUUUUGUGUUACAAUUUACCGAGAAGACGUAACACAAUCACCUGCCAUGUCCCAAGUCCGACUGUCGGAAUCUCGAAGUUCGAUGACAACCGUAUAUUUUGCAUCGCUGUUGCAGCCGCCGGUAUUCCCUUCGAAUAAUGCAGUGAUAGGAUAGCGGAUAACCCGAUUCCAAGUCCGGAAGUAUUCCUCCUGAAAAACGUGUUGCAUAACUCGAUUAUUUUUAGCCACGCUGGGCUUGUGCAAAAAAUUAUAUGUAUGCCUGUUCAACAUAGGAGGGUAUGCAAUUUAAUUUGUACCUAAAUCAAUAAGCGUUUCAGCUCCGAUUUAAAUGACGAUGGACAGUAGGAUCGGUUAAUCACCGUUUUGUUGCCUGUGCGAUUUACCAGGCAACGAUUGCGAUUUAUACCGGUUACUAAGUAUUGUUUAAAUAACAUUCAAACUACGUUGAUCAAUCUGCUUGUUCUAUCGCGGAUUCUGCGUUCCGUUAAGCGCUAUUUUUAACCAUCGUAAAAGUUUGAUGUUUGCGUUUGACUAAGUUUUGAAAUACUGGCGCCGCGCCAGUCCCUGACGUUUAACGGUUCGUCACGUCGACGACAGAUGGCGGAUGAAACAAAUUGCACUGCCAGUCUUGCUCUGCGCCGUGACUGGUUCAGGAAACACGCUUAGCCAAUCAUAGUACAGAGCAUUAGGUGCUACUUCCAUGGGUAGUGUUAAAAAAGCUCAAUGAUAUAUCAGCGAGAGGGAAAAACUGCGAAUUACGUAAAGUUUUCUUCAACGCGUGAAUUUGAUUUUUCGUUUCAACGGAUUCAACAAUAGCAAGUUCAAUUGGAAAGCAAAGCGAGACACUUGAAAAGAAGUAACCAAAUUCGGAUCGUACACACCACAUUCUGUUCGAGAUGCGAUAAAUCAUCGUCAGCUAUUCGAAAGAACCUUCGCCAAGACCCAACUCCCGAGGUUAUGUUUCACGUCAUUCCGGCUUGACUGGAUAUCCUCUUUGAAAUCAACCAUGUCGAACUUCAGCCACUUCCUAAGGGCACAUCGGUUCGAACUCAUCGCUUGCCCGGUUUUGGCUAUUGAAUUUUACAUAUGGUGGCGAAUGCAACAGAGCGAACAUUGGGGCAGUAAACGGGAGCCAAGUGCAGGUGUAACUUCCUUGCAAUUUGCUAAAAAUAUGUCAAACGAAUCGCCGAUCAAGGAAAGUGACUUGAAAAAAGCGCUUGAUUUGCCAAAGAGUUGAUCGAAAUACGUAUCCGCGUAUCGAGGCUUCUUGUAAAUGAUCCAUGUAGUUUGAUUCAUCGAUUCUAAUCUUCUCUCACCUCUCCAUGUAAGCAGGUUUAAUACAUCAUUUUAAUAAACAGUUGACCCAAUGUCAUAAGAA
Molecule: messenger RNA, 4359 nt
Organism: Neodiprion fabricii
Lineage: Eukaryota; Metazoa; Arthropoda; Insecta; Hymenoptera; Diprionidae
Gene: Mcm5
Product: DNA replication licensing factor Mcm5
Exons: 9
Coding region: 121-2325 (734 amino acids)
Biological process (GO): DNA replication initiation; DNA replication; double-strand break repair via break-induced replication
Cellular component (GO): MCM complex; nucleus
Molecular function (GO): 3'-5' DNA helicase activity; single-stranded DNA binding; single-stranded DNA helicase activity
Source: RefSeq, a predicted model, not a curated record